Molecule: messenger RNA, 1253 nt
Organism: Dreissena polymorpha
Lineage: Eukaryota; Metazoa; Mollusca; Bivalvia; Myida; Dreissenidae
Product: proteasome subunit beta type-1-like
Exons: 5
Coding region: 113-814 (233 amino acids)
Cellular component (GO): proteasome core complex
Source: RefSeq, a predicted model, not a curated record
AAGAGUAAGAGUUCGUGAAUAAACGAGACUUGCAGGCGAAAUCACAACAACUUAGCAUUGUCAUUUCUGGACCAUUUCUGUAUCAUUCUGAAAGCACAUUUUUAGAAACACCAUGGAAGUUGAGCAGCUAAGAGGGAUUGAAUACUCAAUGUCAUCCGGCCCCAGGCAAAGAGAUUUUAGUCCUUAUUCUUUUAAUGGAGGGUCUGUGCUGGCUGUGGCAGGGGAGGACUUCUCGGUGAUCGCGUCUGACUCCCGGCUCAGUGAGGGCUUCUCCAUUCACACUCGGGACCAGCCAAAGACAUACCAGCUCACUAAGAACACUGUGGUCGGUGCAUGUGGAUUUCACGGUGAUGUUCUCACACUCAUUAAAGUGCUGCAGGCUCGUAUAAAGAUGUAUUACCAUGAGCACACAAAAGACAUGAGCACAACUGCUGUGGCCGCAAUGCUGUCAACUAUCCUCUACUACAGGAGGUUCUUUCCCUACUAUGUCUACAAUAUUGUUGCCGGUAUUGAUGACGAAGGGAAGGGCUGUGUGUUCAGUUUUGACCCCGUGGGUUCCUACGAGAGGGAGACGUUCCGUGCAGGAGGGUCAGCAAGCUCCAUGCUCCAACCUCUCAUGGACAACCAGGUGGGAUUCAAGAACCAGCCAGCCAUGGAGCGCACCCCACUGACCAAGGACCAGGUGAUCAAGAUAGUCCGUGACGGCUUCAUCUCCGCGGCAGAGCGUGACAUCUACACGGGCGACGAGGUCGUCAUCAACAUUGUCACCAAGGACGGCAUCGAGGUCAGGAGGUUCCCCCUACGUCGGGAUUGAUUUGCAGGACUACAUCUAUUUACAUCUUUUUAGGUCAUCUUGCGAGACAUUCUAGGGAUGUUGUUUGGGUCAUCUUAUAGAUUGUUCAUCAUUUCUUUGUGUUUGACAGUGUUUGUGCAUAAAAUUGUCCGUUUCAUUGAACGCAAAGAUGAAUAUGUGCUGUUAAUUUUCAAUUAAAUUUGUCAAAAUGGUGCAAGCUCUGUUCCUUAGGUAAUUUUGUUGUGUUAUCUUAGUAAACGUCUUAAAGAUAUUUGUAGUUCAUUUAAAUAGUUAUUCCUUGUACAAUAAAACAAAAUUUGUCAUUGUUGGAGUUAACCCAAGUUGUAAACUAAAAGUAACAAAUUUUGAAGGAAAGAAGGAAAGUUAUAAAGUUUGGUUAUCUGACAUACAUUAUUAAUGAUUGCAAAACAUUGUGAUUCAAAUAAAUAAAUAUAAUUCA